Molecule: messenger RNA, 503 nt
Organism: Caenorhabditis angaria
Lineage: Eukaryota; Metazoa; Nematoda; Chromadorea; Rhabditida; Rhabditidae
Source: the annotation of a GenBank genome assembly
UUGCAAAAUAUUGUGAGUUUUUCGAAAAGAUUUUUGGAUUAUGAUUCAUUUUCUGAAUUUUUCAGCUUAGCUUCCAAAGCUGUGCUUGUAAAGCAGUCCAAAUUUGCUCAAAACCCGGGAAAUCGAUUGUGAGUAUAUUUUUCAAUCAAUUUUCUUAUCGAAAAAUCAUUCCGAAUUUUCAGGAAUCCUUCAAAAGGUAUUUGGAUUGUUAUAAACAUCCAACAAAGAUGAAUGUAGCUUCAAAAGCUGUCAAGGAGUCCAACUCGAAUUCAAGUUUGCUCGAAAUCCAGAGAUGCGCGAAGUGUGAUUUGAGAAGAUCAAUAAAUCAUCGAAAUCUUGUGGAUCUUCUUGUGAAUGUAAGUUUUUGGUUUUGUGGGCUCUAUAAAAAUCUAUUUUUUCAGAAUUCCUGUAACUUCUGGCAACAUUUUUUUAUAUCAACUGGUCUACAUUGUCUUUCUAAACAAGAUAUACUUCUUCAACAAAAAUUUGGUCUUCAACAAUAA